AUGUUGAAGCUCAAUACUCAUGUAAAAGGAAUUGUCCGCCAUGUUGCCAAGACGCCUCUUCCGUCGACUCUUCUACUAUCAAGACGACUAUCAGACAAACUCGUCGAGAAACGGCCUACUGAUGAAAAAGCUGAGAAUUCAACAGAGGAUAUCAAUGUGCCUUGGUACUUGAGGGAAGAUGUGGCUUCGCCGUUGCUGGAGACACAGAAAGUUGAGCUCCCUGAAAUUCCAACGAAUGCUCCUCAAGAAGUUUCCACGUUCUGUGAUCUUUUGGCCAAUAAGUAUGGUAUGACGGACAUUCAUCUCUUUGACAUGACCACACUUGAUGACAGCCACGAAUUCAGGGCGACAAACAAAAGCGUUGACUACAUUUUGAUCUGCUCAGGUAAAUCUGAGAAGCAUAACUUUAAGGCUGCGACUGAAUUUCGCCACUACCUUAAGCACACAUAUGAUUACUUCCCUCUAAUGGAAGGAAUGGUCAGUGGAGCCAUGUCACCUAUAAUGCGGAGGAGGCUCCUCAGAAGGGCAUCCAGAGGGCCCCCUGCAACAGCAAACGACUAUGGCAAAUCUGCAAACUCGUGGAUAAUGUGCCAUCAUGAAAAUAUUGACAUCCAUAUGAUGACGAAAGAGAGAAGAGAAGAAUUGAACCUCGAGUCCCUUUGGUGCAAGCCUGAAGAUGCUGAGAAGUAUGCACCUAAGGAAAGCGCUCCUCAAUUAUCAGAUCACAUCUUCAGUGGAAUAAGGCGAUUGCAUACUUCUGCAAAAACUUUGUACUCGAGUCUGGAGACUUUGGAAACGCAUUUAUACCAAUUGCACUCCCUUAGUCCGGACAGUACGGAUGCUGAACUAGAGCAACGUCUUGUUGCAUUCAACAAAGCAUGUGAGAAUCCCAAUUUUCGUGAUUAUAGUUUGAGGUUUCAAAUGUACAAAACGCUUCAUUUGAUACGUCCGGCCAUCGUCACAUUCGAGAAAUGCGAGGAAGUGUUACUUAGCAAGUACGCUUCUAUUGACUUGGCUCUUGAUGAUUCCCUUGAUUAUGCAUCGGAGAAAGCCAAGGAUGUGUCCGAAUACAUGAAGCUCCUACUCGAUUCUCCAGAUGUCAACGAAGCGAGUUUCGAGAAGCAUCACGCUGACCUCAGAUUUCAAAAGCUCUCUACUUUUAUUCGUACUCUUUACAGCUUUUCAAACGAACGCUUCUCCAUGAUCACCAACCCCGAUUUCAUUCCCCUUCUUUGGAGACUAGCAUACGACGAGAACAAAGAACCCGUGACUCCCAAGAUGGUGGACGGCAUCAUUCACCAUGGAGACGAAAUGAUUAUUAGAGAACCAGGUCCCUCGAUUAGCAUUGCGUCCAAAAGAGCUAGAGACGUUUUAAGCCUCGUGAAUUAUCUCACGGAGAAGAUUGAGGCUGGGCAUGAGCUUACCGCACCUGUCCAAGAACUCAUUCUAUUCACUUAUGGCAAUGCCGGUAAAUGGGAAAUCUUUUGGGAAGAGUGGAAUAAGAUUUGUUUUUCAAGAGUAUCACCAUCGGACGAAGUCGUCCUUCAGUCAUGGCUAAGACUAAUGGUUUUCCUAAGUCUCGUCAAUAAUCGUGCUCAGAUCCUAUUUUUCUUCAAUCGCUACUGGGAUAACGGCUCAGAAGUAGGAGGAACUGUUAUGCAAUCGCUUCGUGCAAACAAGGAGAAAUUUCAGUCUGAUAACGAGAAGGAUGCUUUUAAAAGAGCUGCCAGUUCAAUGUUAGAGAGUUUAGGCAAGAACAAAUUCGAAGGUAUUCAGACAUAUAUAGCAGAGCUCUGA
Messenger RNA from Candidozyma auris, 1797 nucleotides. RefSeq lists its product as uncharacterized. NCBI's taxonomy places the organism in Eukaryota, Fungi, Ascomycota, Pichiomycetes, Serinales, Metschnikowiaceae. Gene Ontology annotation, biological process: mRNA stabilization; mitochondrial proton-transporting ATP synthase complex assembly; mitochondrial gene expression. The coding region runs from base 1 to 1797 and encodes 598 amino acids. The record is from RefSeq and is a predicted model, not a curated record. Gene Ontology annotation, cellular component: mitochondrion. The transcript has a single exon.